This is a messenger RNA of Orussus abietinus, 975 nucleotides long. RefSeq names its product telomere length and silencing protein 1 homolog. Lineage: Eukaryota; Metazoa; Arthropoda; Insecta; Hymenoptera; Orussidae. Bases 1 to 897 code for a protein of 298 amino acids. Gene Ontology annotation, cellular component: spliceosomal complex. The transcript is spliced from 6 exons. Gene Ontology annotation, biological process: mRNA splicing, via spliceosome. The record is from RefSeq and is a predicted model, not a curated record.
AUGGGAGAUUCCGAGGAUUCCGGGAAUAAAAUUCAAUUUAAAAAAAAAGCUCGCAAAUCAUUAAGGAAACGACAAGUGCUUUCAGAUGAUGAAGAUAGUGGUAAUGAGGAUUUAUCGGUCAGAAAUAAGGUAGAAGAAAUGAAGACAAUACAGAAACUACGACAACGACCCAAUGGUGUUAAUAUUGUAGGACUCGCUCUUGGAGAAAAAGUGACAACUGAUGUACUGAAUACGGAUCCAUUCAAUGUGAAAGCCGGAGGAAUGGUUAAUAUGGCUGCACUAAAAAAUGUUAAGCUUCAGCAAGAUGAUGCCUAUGACACUGGAAUUGGAACCCAAUUCAAUGCAGAAACUAAUAAACGAGAUGAAGAUGAAGAGAUGGUGAAAUAUAUCGAAGAACAACUAACAAAAAGGAAAAAUAAAAAUAAUGGAGAAGAAGAAAGCAAUACGGGUAAUGAGAAGGGAGUUUAUUGCUCUCCUGAAGAAGCAGCAUUACAAGCGGUACCAGAACAUUUGAGACAAAGUUCUGCCCAUAGAAGUGAAGAAAUGCUGUCCAAUCAAAUGCUGUCUGGCAUUCCGGAAGUGGAUCUAGGAAUAGAGGCGAAAAUACGUAACAUCGAAGCUACAGAAGAAGCCAAAUUAAGAUUACUUUGGGACAGGCAUAGAAAAAAAGACGGUCCAUCUCAAUUCGUGCCAACUAAUAUGGCUGUAAAUUUUGUACAACAUAAUCGCUUUAACAUCGAGGAUGCAGAUGUGCAGAAAGGGAAGCAGGACUCUGGCGAGGGAAAGAAGAUGCCAGCUCCAAGAGAAGACAUGAAAGGGAAACGGAAAGACAAUGGAGAAAAAGCAACGGAUGAUUACCAUUACGAAAGGUUUAAAAAACAAUUUAGAAGGUUCUAAAACUUUCUUUCGUAUGCCGAUGGAUUUGUAAAAUAUGAUUAAAAGUUAUUAUUAAGAAAAUAUACCACUAAGACUUAA